Molecule: messenger RNA, 969 nt
Organism: Talaromyces atroroseus
Lineage: Eukaryota; Fungi; Ascomycota; Eurotiomycetes; Eurotiales; Trichocomaceae
Exons: 1
Coding region: 1-969 (322 amino acids)
Source: RefSeq, a predicted model, not a curated record
AUGUCCUUUUCAAACCCCUGGGAACAAGAAUUGUCGAAAUCCGGUCUCAUUUCCCUUCACCCACACCAUGAUCUCUAUACAACCGUAUCCGGCCCUGUCCGACAACCAAACCAACCACUAGUGAUAAUCAUACCGGGUCUUGGUGCCAGUGCAACCGAAUGGGCCGCUGUGCAGCGCUUGGCUACACCGUUUGCUCGUGUUCUUCUCUACGAGCGCUCUGGCUAUGGACUGAGCUCCGAUGCGACUAGCCCUGUAACUGCCGUUAGCAUAGCGAUGGAACUCGACAGUCUUAUUCGCGCUGCUGACAUUUCCGGUCCAUUUGUACUGGUUUGCCACUCAUACGGCGGUAUUAUAGGCAGAGAGUUCCUACAUCUCCGUGGCUCGGGUGCCGACGGAAUCUGCGGGAUGGUGUUUGUGGACGCGAAUCAAGAACUCAAUACGAUUGAAGGUCCCGGGCCAGCUCCGUAUAUUGACACUGUCCUCCAGGGUCUUGAUAUAAUCGACGUGGUGGGAUUAACCAAAACCCAUAAGCUGCUGCCAGAUGAAUGGCAGACUUAUCUCAUCGAGGAGAAGAGCGAGAGACAUUCUCGGAUUGCGGCUAUGGAGUCUGAAGAGUAUCUAGGAAGUGGGCCGGUACUCGCAUCGAAGAAACAGCUCCACGCGACCCCUCCUCUACUUGGAGAAAGUCCCGUAAGUGUUCUAAAGGGGCAGACAUACAAGGACUUCGAGAAACUAUUCGUAGCGGGGAGUGAAGCUGGCAAUGGGACUGAAGAAGAGAGAAAAAUGUUCCGCGAAUUUCUCAAAACAUAUGACACAUUGGAUGAGAAAUGGCAGAAAGGAAUGUUGUCGCUAUCUAGCAGAUCUAGGUGGAUCACGACCUAUAAGAGCGGACACAAUAUUCAGUUGACUGAGCCAGAUGUGAUUGUUGACGAAAUAAAGUGGGUGUUAGACAACCUUGACACAGUAUAG